AUGUUGUCACGUACUUUUUUCAGAUCAUUAGCUACAUCAGUUAAAUCUACAAAACCACCUGUUCAAUUAUUUGGUAUUGAUGGUACUUAUGCAAAUGCUUUAUAUUCAGCAACAAUUCAACAAUCAGAUAUGAAUCAAACUUUUAAUGGUUUGAAAAAAAUUCAAGAUUUAUUAUCAAAUGAUACUGCAUUAUAUAAAUCAUUAUCAAAUCCAGGUUUAACAAAAGAUGAUAGAUUAGCAAUUACUUCAUCAAUUUCAAAAUCAUUAAAUUUAGAUAAAACAACUGCAAAUUUUUUAACUACUUUAGCUGAAAAUAAUAGAUUAGAUAAAUUUCCAGGUAUUUUUAAUAAGUUUGGCUUAUUAAAUGAUGCUUUUAAUGGUGUUGUUGAAGCAAAAGUUACAAGUGCGAAACCAUUAGAUUCAAAAAUCUUAAAAAGAUUACAAAAUUCAAUUGGUAAAUCAUCAUUUGUUGGAGAAGGUAAAACUUUAAAAUUAACAAAUUCAGUUAAUCCUGAAUUAUUGGGUGGUUUAGUUGUUGAAGUUGGUGAUAGAACACUUGAUGUUUCAAUUGCAAAUAAAGUUUCAAAAUUAAAUAAAACAUUAAAAGAAAACUUAUAG
Insectozyma verbasci is the source of this 618-nucleotide messenger RNA. NCBI's taxonomy places the organism in Eukaryota, Fungi, Ascomycota, Pichiomycetes, Serinales, Debaryomycetaceae. The record is from the annotation of a GenBank genome assembly.